AGCUUGUUCGUUUCCUCCCCGUUAAUAUUUAAUCGCGGGCGCGGCGGGGAUUGGAUCCGGCCGUGUGGACCUGUUCCUGGGUGUCAGCAGUACACAAUCUGGGAGGGUUUGACACGAUCUGUUCCCGCCCUGAACGCGUUCACUCACCCCCAGGACUGAUAUUCUGAAUCAAAGUAACACAUCGCGCGAUCACUCUUGAUACAUUGUAACAUUCGUCGUGUUGUGGCGCAGCUGUUGUAAUACAUUGUCUGUCGUGGUGAUCGUGAUACAUUUUAUCCGCUGAUGAUGGAGCGCUGGAAGGGGAGAGUCGCGCUGGUCACCGGAGCUUCUGUGGGGAUCGGAGCGGCUGUCGCUCGGGCUCUGGUCCAGCACGGCAUGAAGGUGGUCGGAUGCGCCAGGAGCGUAGACAAAAUCGAGAAGUUGGCAGCUGAAUGUCAGAGUGCAGGAUACAGCGGCACGUUGAUCCCGUAUAAGUGUGACCUGUGUAAUGAGGACGAGAUCUUGUCCAUGUUCUCGGCCAUUAAGACACUUCAUCAGGGAGUGGACGUGUGCAUCAACAACGCUGGUCUGGCCCACAAUGAACCUCUGCUUAGCGGACACACGGAAGGCUGGCGAAACAUGAUCGAUGUGAACAUUCUCGCUCUGGCCAUCUGCACACGAGAGGCUUAUCAGUCGAUGAAGGAAAGAGGUGUGGAUGAUGGACAGAUUAUCAAUAUCAACAGUAUGGGGGGUCACAGGAUGGUGCCCAGCGCUGAUGAACACUUUUAUUGUGCGACUAAAUACGCUGUGACUGCGCUGACAGAAGGCUUGAGACAGGAGCUACGAGAGACCAAAACACACAUUCGAGCCUCGUGUAUAUCACCAGGAAUAGUGGAAACUGAAUUUGCCUUCCGGCAUCACAACAGUGAUCCAGAGAGAGCAGCAGCGGUAUAUGAGAGUAUAAAGUGUUUGAAAGCAGAAGACAUCGCCAGCGCUGUUAUAUAUGUCCUCAGUGCACCUCCUCAUGUUCAGAUCGGUGACAUCCAGAUGCGGCCGGUAGAGCAAGUAUCGUAGGACUAGAGCAGAACAUGAAGUCACGCAGUGGGAGAGCAGGUUUAACCCGAGGGGAGAUUGCGUCACCUGCUGGUGAACAUAUGUAUAACAAGAACUGUGUUUGCAGGGAAUUGGUUUGGGAUUCAGAUUCGGAUCAAAUCUGAGAAUGUGCUGACCUGAAGGAACUGUCUGAGCUUCAGGGGAGGUGAGCCAGAUCGCCUCUGAAAUCCAUUCAAAUUUACAGAUCUUUACAAUCUGCUGCUGGUUCAAACAUAAGAGGAAUUUAUUUGAAAGAAAAAACCCUGGAACAACAGAAAGAACAAGAUGUUAAAGCGUGUGUGUGUGACUACAUACUCCAGACAAACACGCCAUUAAUUGCAGAUACUUUUUCUCGUAAUCUAGGUCAUAUUUCAUAUCUCUUUGAAAAUACGACACUAACUGACAAAUAACUUGCUCAUUGCUGGUGAUAUUCAUUACUAUAUUUUUAUUAUUAUAACUUGAAUUCUGUGUAGAUGUGAUUGUCAUACUAUAACUACCACAAAAUGGAUCCAACUUCAUUUAAACCAUUAUGGUUUGUGUGUGGCUUGUGCUGUUUUUAACCGAUAACAUGCACAUUUUUCUGAAUGAAUCCGUUUGCCGAUCUCAAAUCUUUCCGGGAACCUGAUAAUGUUUGAAAGGUAGAACACUGAGUUUUUCAUAGGAAAAUGCGUCUUGAAACAAUGUAUUGAGCACUUGAAAGAAAUAAUACUUAAUAUAAUCUGUUCUGACUGAUUAAAAAGGUGAUUAUUAAUAAUUAUGUUUUUUUUUUGCUGUACUCUGCAUCCCAGAACAACCCAAGACCUGAGUUCCUCACUUAUUUUCUAUUUAAAAGUCAUCAGGGUUUGGUUUUUAGGAAAACUAAAAUAACUGUAAUUUUACAUAUAAAUGCUGAAGUUCAAUUAUGUACAAUGUGUUAACAUGAAAUGUUUUAAUCUGACAAAGCCUGGCAAGAAUUUGUCCAGGUCAUAUUUUACCCCAAAAUCAUAACAGGAAAAAAUUAAAACAUAUUUUCAAAGAAAUAAGGAUUUUUAAUAAAAUAAUAAAGAUUAUUAUUUACAGUAAUGAGAAUAUAAUUAAAAUAUAUACAAAUUUAAAAUCCUUUACGCAUAAAUCGAUUAGAGAUAAAUCUGCUUAUGUGCACUACACUAAAUAUAACAUUUUAUUUGUUUCUUUUCGAUUUGGGGGGUCAAAUAUGACCUGCACAUGUUUUCGUGAGAUUCCCACACUUGGACUUUGGUCAGGGUGUAAACACAGAGUAAAGUCUAAAUCUGAAGGAACUGUAAAAUGUACCUCUCUGUUAUAAUGUAUAAAUCAAAAUGGACUUUAGCCGAUGUUAACAGUAUUCGUAUUGUAUAUUUUCAGCAUGAAUUCAUUAUGAUUUAGCAUGAAUCUGAGCUUGGAACGCUUAAACUGAACAUAAGAGAAAAAUACGAAACAUUUCUUGUGUGUCUGGGGGGAUGUAAAGUUCCAUGUUUGGACACUGAGAGUGUCUUAUCUCAUGUUGGACUGUUGUUAAAUAAUCGUACCCUUAUAAAAGUUAAUAUCUUAAGAAAAAAUAAUCAGCAUAUGAGAAUACAAAUGUGAUGGGUGAAAGAAAUGUCCAGAUUUCUGCUUUGACUGUACAACAGAAGACGUGUGAGAUGACUGUUGAUUUAAAUUGUUUUUAUUAAUAUCAAUAUAAAGUCCCAAUAA
Molecule: messenger RNA, 2763 nt
Organism: Triplophysa dalaica
Lineage: Eukaryota; Metazoa; Chordata; Actinopteri; Cypriniformes; Nemacheilidae
Gene: dhrs11a
Product: dehydrogenase/reductase 11a
Exons: 7
Coding region: 283-1053 (256 amino acids)
Source: RefSeq, a predicted model, not a curated record